Petromyzon marinus (sea lamprey) is the source of this 4185-nucleotide messenger RNA. RefSeq lists its product as uncharacterized. Lineage: Eukaryota; Metazoa; Chordata; Hyperoartia; Petromyzontiformes; Petromyzontidae. Gene Ontology annotation, cellular component: axoneme. Gene Ontology annotation, biological process: intraciliary transport. The record is from RefSeq and is a predicted model, not a curated record.
ACUAACACUACUAAUACUACUACUAAUACUAGUACGUGUUAAAUUCUUCAGCCCGGAGUGUCCAACUGCGGCCAUCCAGGACCCUCCACAAUCGUAUAACGACGCAAUGUCCCGGGUCCACGAACACGAAGGAGACAUCACACGGCGAUGACACACGACUCCGCUACUGCCCUGGGCGCUGUGGGCCGCCUGGGCUUGCCCGCUGAAUGCGACAUUGCAGUUCUGCGUCUUCUACGCCAGCAAAAGCUGUACGUAGUGAUGAAGCGCUUAGGCGCAAAUUUGCUACAACGGAUAGGCAUAGCGUUCCGAUUGCCGCGCCACUGAUUGGCCAACUGAUCUCGCAGCGUCCAAUAGGCUGGCAGCACGGCGACCACUCCUGCGCGCCCCGUCCAAUCGGAGAGGCGGACGACCGAUGGCCGCGUAAGCGCGCUGGGAAAUGUGACGACGCCAGACUCUUUAUUUAAUGGAAAAGAGUGAGUGGAUGGCAAAGUUGGGAUACAAAGAAAUGGGAUUUUGGUGACAUUAUUAUUGACUUCUCUCGCGAUUAAAAACUAAAAACGGCGUCCGUGUUAAGGACAUUUAAAGGGAAUUAAUUUCGCGCGAGCUCCGACGGGCGAUGCGUAUUGUUUCGGAGCGAAUGAGCUGCCGCUGGUUACAAUGUAACGGGAGGGUCAUCGUCAUGGCUACGAAGCCAUCAUUCAUUGUUAUGGAUAACUACAAUAACAACUUGCAACAACAAUAACUACAAAGGAUUUCAAGUCUAACACAAUUUAGCUGGCGGCUAGCGUGGAGACCGUUCAAAGCUUCAUGCUCAUGGCUGGGAGUGUGAGCGGAGCGUCCAGAGCGAAAGGGGCCUGGCAGGGCACCCCCCCAUCGCACUCUGAGGAGUGCAGUCCGGGCACCUGGUCAGAACGCUGGUCUGGAUGUCGAACACCCGACCAUUUGUCCGUCACGCCCAGCCACUACAACGUCAGCACGCCCAUCAUUGUCCUCCCCAAACGUAAAAAGAAGGCGUUCACAGUUCUGCCGAACGCUACACCGGGGCGAUGGGGCCCCCCGCGCGCGGCACGCGUUCUGUAUGGCGGCGGCGGCGGUGGCGGCGUCAGGGACGCACGAAGACUGGAGCGGCGCGUGCAUUCAGCGCGACUGCGAGCAUCGCGGGAGCUACGGGACGAGGCGGUGGCGCUGACGCGGCGCCUGGCCGAAGUUCGCCACGAGAACAUCGCACUGUGGGGAGCUCAGCGUCGCCACCAGCUCGCCAUCAACGCCUUCGAGGUGCCGGAGUGCGGGCUGGGCCACGCGCUGGACUCGCACGCGCGGGAGUGCCAGCGGCUGCGCGAGGCCACGCGGGACGCUCGCGAGGCGGAGCGGGGCCACGCGCACGCCGCCGUGCGCGUCGAGGCGCUGGGGCGGCGCGCGAGCCUCGACCUCGAGGCGCUGGCGGCGCUCGCGUCUGACGUCGCGCUGCCCGACGAGCCGCGCCUGCGGGCGGCGUUGCUCGACGUCGAGCGCAGGCUGCUGGGGACGCAGCCGCGCGUGCAGGAACUGCAGAAAAGCCUGGAGGUGAAUGUCAUCAAUUUCACACGGCAGUUUCGAGCAGAGCGGCGCAGCCUGGCGGAGACACAAAGCCUUCAGAGGGCCCUGCAGGUCCAGAUAGACUGUCUGGCCCAGCAGCUGCGGGAAAAGGAUCGGGAGCUGGACAUCCAAAACAUUUACGCGAAUCGUUGUCUCAAGGGCUCGUCGAAGAAAGAUGAUGACUCAGAUCAAGCAAACAAAGCGGUGCAAACAGACAGCUACCUGGAGAGAGAGUGGUUCGAGCAACUGCGGCGAGAGAGGGAGAGGAGAGAGCAAGAGGAGAGGGCGACACGCGAGUUGGAGGAGAGGCGCGAGAGGGAGACGAGGGAGCGCGAGGAGAACGCGAGACGAGAGACGGAGAGGAGAAAGCGGGAGGAGAGAGUACGCAAGGAGAGGAGGGAGAGGCAGAGGAGAGAGAGGCUGGAGAGGGCGAGACUGGCUGUCCUGCGCGUGGAGAGGGAGAGGGACCUCGCCCUGCAGAGGCAGCGUGAACGGCACGAGGAGGAGCAGCAAGCGCUGAGGCUCAUCAAAGAACGAGCAAGACAAGAGGCUGAAAGGAGGGCGCAGGAAUUGGCGGCCAAAAUGGCGGAGUCGCUGAAGGUGCAGGACGGUCCACCAGCCACGUCGCAAAACGGCGACGCCCUCACGGACAACGGUGGCCCCAAGCAACGGCAGCGGCCCACCCAGGCGCGUCGCGUAUACCGCUUCACCGACCCCGUGGAGAACAUGUACCGGGGACGGCCGGCCUACGGGAUGGGCGGCACCACCGCCACCACCCGGCCACCCGGGGCACGCAACGCCAGCGGUGGCAGUGGCACAGACACGGCUUCCGACGGAGCCGCGUCGAGACCGCUGAUAAACAGAGCCGUCGAGGAAGCGAGAGUCAAGGCCGAGCUCGCCGAACUGAUCUUGGGACCGGCCGGCAAUAAAUCAUCACGCUCCGGAUUGGUCAACGGCGGCGUCGGAGGUUGCAGUGCGGCAUCCCGUCCAGUGCGGGUGGAGGAGUGUGCGGCGCACGGCUGCAGCAGGAGGUGGCACAGGGUACGGCGUGACGCGGUUGCGAGUGACGGGUCGGCCAUGCAGCCUAAGCUACCACCGCGGGACAUCAACGAGGAUCCGCGAUAACGUUGCCCGUGCACAUGGACGUAAACUUUCAUUGUUAGUUGUUCCGCGAUGCCCUGACGGUUUGCACCGGGCAUUGUUCGUCAAUGUCCGAUGUUUUUCUCCACAUGUCGGGAGCUUCUUCAGGAACGGAACUAUCAGAAUGUGGAGUGAAGCAUCGGACAUCAUGCCGAAUAAUACGUGGUAAAAGCCGAAGAUGCAUUAGAGAGCUAUAAAGCGCAAACUGUGAACUUUGAAUGUUGGACAGUAUUUCUCACACGUCGUUUUGAUGGUUGCUGUUUUAAAACGAAUUUUUUUCUCUAGUGAAUUUUUGUUCUCAAUGGUAGUGCCAGUCAGCAAGUAGGUUAAACUUGUAUUGUUUUUUACUUGAGAGACGUCCAACACAUACCCCAACGCUAGGUGUGAAUGAAUUGUGUUGACCCUGUAGUGGUGAGCUUGACCCCGAGCAUCAACGCACACUGUUUGAACCAGGUGGUUUUUUUCUGUACUUAUAUCAAGUACUGCCCUCUCAGAUAGGUAAAACCUAACAGUGUUCAUGCAUAUUGUAACUUUUUUUAUGCGGAAUACAAGAAAAACAAAUACGUCAACUUUCCUUGCCAUGCGCAUCCCAUGAGAACACUUUGCAUUAAAUCGGCUUCGUUUUUACUCGUGUGUGUAUGUACAAGAUACGCAAUUGUAUCAAAGGUGCUGGUUUUCUCUGGUGUAAGAAUUAUCAAUGAUUGACCAUUUUUUCUAAAUCCGCAGGAAACGCGAAACAUUCCAUGAGCUUUGAUCAAGGUUAAUCUAGGUGUAAAUUCAGUGGCUACCAAAUGUACGAUUGCAUUAUUAAUUUAUUAAUACAAUUUCUGCAUUGGCUUACCUUCGAGUCAUCUGCUUCGAUGUUUAAAUUGGCGCACCAUCAACACAUGAACAUUGACAUAACAAAAGAUGCUAAUGCGUACAUUAUACAAGAUCAUCAACGAGGCUGGAUUGCAAGUGUGGAUCGCAUAAAUGUAGAUUCUCCGAUUCUCACCACAGUGUCACAAAAUGGACAAUCCAAACCUCAGUGCGCCAGCUCUUCCUUGUAUAUCCAUAUGGGUAUUUUUAUAAUUAUUGAACUGGAUAAUCCCUGAGCUGGAGCAUCUCAUUUGCAAUGUUGGAAUUGUGAAUUUGGUGCAUCAUGUGUUGUAGAUUGAGGUGGGAAUGCAAGGGCUCAAGUGUAGCCAUCGAACAAAGGCGGUUUACCGCAUCGCGCAGCGCUUUCAGAUGUGCUUCUGCGGCUGUCUGGAACGCUCUACCGAUAUUAGGAGGCCACUGGAGCUAUGCACUUUUAAAUAUAUAUUGCAAACUCAUUUAGAACUGAUUUUUGUGUUUAGUUUGUUGCCCUUCCGCACCUCCGAUUAGCACUCCUGCUUACCAUGCACAGUGCCACAACAUUUAAUUGGCUAUUUAUACUGAGAAAAAGAUAUAUAUUUUUUCAUAUAUACAAACCACCACUACAUGUAUUUU